AUGCUCAGGUCACCUUGCAGAUUAUUCCAUGGAUGCAACAGACUUCUUACAUCUCAGAUUAUUUCAUAUUAUGACUCUAUAAACCAGUGUGAAAAGGAACUGCCAGAAUAUUUCAACUUUGCAAGUGAUGUCUUAGAUGAGUGGUCACGACUGGAAAAGGAUGGAAGACGACCAGCAAAUCCAGCUUUUUGGUGGGUAAAUGAUGAGGGAGAGGAGGUGAAGUGGAGCUUUGAAGAGCUGGGAUUUCUGUCUAGAAAAGCAGCUAAUAUACUUUCUGAGGCAUGUGGUUUGCAGAGAGGAGACAGAGUUAUAGCAGUUCUGCCUCGUGUUCCUGAAUGGUGGCUACUGAAUGUAGCCUGUAUGCGAACAGGAAUUGUCUUUAUUCCAGGAACAUCCCAAUUAACAGCCAAAGACAUCUUAUACCGACUCAAGGCUUCGAAGGCCAAGUGCAUCAUUACCAAUGAUGCACUGGCACCUGCAGUGGAAUCUAUCAUGCCUGACUGCCAGUUUCUGAAAAGCAAACUAAUUGUAGCCAAAGGGAGCAGAGAUGGGUGGCUGAACCUCAAAGAACUCUUUGCGGUGACAUCUGCUGACCAUAAAUGUGUCAAGACAAGGAGCCAAGACCCAAUGCUGAUCUAUUUUACUAGUGGAAGUACAGGCUCUCCAAAAAUGGUGGUGCAGUCCCACAGCAGUUAUGGCGUCGGAUUUGCGACCAGUGGCAGGUACUGGAUGAACUUGACUCCUUCAGAUAUAAUGUGGAAUACCUCUGAUACUGGCUGGGUAAAAUCAGCUUGGAGCAGUGUUUUUGCACCAUGGAUCUGUGGAUCAUGUGUCUUUAUACACAAUAUGCCACAGUUUAAACCAGCAGUUAUUGCAGAGACUCUCUCAAGAUAUCCCAUCACGACCUUUUGCACUGCUCCUACCGCUUACCGUAUGCUGGUCCAACAUGAUUUGAGCAGCUACACGUUCACGAAUCUGAAACACUGUGUAUCUGGAGGGGAACCACUCAAUCCUGAAGUGAUGGCAAAGUGGAAAAUCCAGACAGGGCUGGAUAUCUAUGAAGGUUAUGGCCAGACUGAAACAGUGACAAUAUGUGCCAAUAUGAAAGGAAUGAAAAUUAAACCUGGCUCUUUGGGAAAAGCUGUUCCACCUUAUGAUGUGCAGAUCAUAGAUGCCCAUGGGGCUAUCCUGCCUGCAGGAGAAGAAGGCAACAUCGCUGUCCGAGUUCAACCAACACGACCAUUCUGUCUGUUCUCUGAGUACUUGGAUAAUCCAGAGAAAACUGCUGCCUCUGUCUGUGGAAAUUUUUAUGUCACUGGGGACAGAGGGAUUAUGGAUGAAGAAGGCUAUGUCUGGUUUGUUGGAAGAGCUGAUGAUAUAAUUAAUUCUUCUGGGUAUCGUAUUGGCCCAUUUGAAGUUGAAAGUGCAUUAAUACAACACCCUGCAGUCUCAGAGUCAGCUGUUGUCAGCAGUCCUGAUCCAGUUCGAGGAGAGGUAGUCAAAGCCUUCAUUGUUUUAGCUCCUGCUUUUGUAUCACAUGAUCCAGAAAAAUUAACUCAUGAGCUUCAGCAACAUGUCAAGAAGGUGACUGCACCUUACAAGUAUCCGAGGAAGGUGGAGUUUGUUCGGGAUCUACCAAAGACAGCUACUGGAAAAAUCCAGAGAAGGGUUCUAAGGAAUAAAGAGUGGGGAAGAGUAUAA
Messenger RNA from Cariama cristata (Red-legged seriema), 1701 nucleotides. Its product is annotated as acyl-coenzyme A synthetase ACSM3, mitochondrial-like. Gene Ontology annotation, molecular function: fatty acid ligase activity; fatty-acyl-CoA synthase activity. The transcript has 13 exons. The record is from RefSeq and is a predicted model, not a curated record. The coding region runs from base 1 to 1701 and encodes 566 amino acids. Gene Ontology annotation, biological process: acyl-CoA metabolic process; fatty acid biosynthetic process. Lineage: Eukaryota; Metazoa; Chordata; Aves; Cariamiformes; Cariamidae. Gene Ontology annotation, cellular component: mitochondrial matrix.